This is a messenger RNA of Psilocybe cubensis, 2730 nucleotides long. RefSeq lists its product as uncharacterized. The transcript is spliced from 7 exons. Lineage: Eukaryota; Fungi; Basidiomycota; Agaricomycetes; Agaricales; Agrocybaceae. The record is from RefSeq and is a predicted model, not a curated record. The coding region runs from base 1 to 2730 and encodes 909 amino acids.
AUGUCCGCCAUGCUUGAAACGUUUGACAUGCCAAUGCAUGACUAUCAAAACGACCUCGAUAUCCAAAUGCACCCCUCGUCAGAUCAGUGGUUUCCUGACGAAGCACAAAUGGAAGAGGAUGGUCCAGGGGGCACUAUGAAGCCUGAAAAUUAUUCUCCUCCGAAGGGCGAUAACAUAUCUCAAAUGAAAACAGAUGCUUAUUCUCAGGAAAAGGCUGAAAUCACCAUUGAAGUCGAUAUGGAACCUUUCUUAGAGCAUCAUAACGGCGCUGAAUAUGACAUGGAAGCCGACGAAGACAUUCAUCAUACAGGCGGAGAAAAUUUGGAUGUAGAGGUAUAUGACGUUUCGGUGGCUCAGUCCCCAUUGAUGAUUGCAGGAGAGAUAGUACAAGAUGGGCCUUCGAACUUUGUUGGAUCUUUCGAUCACACCGAACCAGCGACUCUUUCACACCAUUCGUCCCCUUCAAUUGCCCACAUAUCAGAUUUGCCACCCUUGGAACCAGAGAUUCAUGAAAAUUCUUCUUUACACGAUGUCAGUGUGGAAAGCCACGACUUUCUGCCCGAUUCCGCGCCAGAAGUCCAAGCACCUGAAGUUAUAUCUGAUCCCAUUGUCGAACAGGAAAACUCUGUCCCCUCUUCGGAAGCGUUUCUUGAUCCCCAUAUUCCGGAAGAGCGAGCUCCAGACAUACCAUUACCACCAGAGGUUACACAUAUUUCGGAGCUGCCUGGCACAGUCGCAGACGCACCUGAAGCCCAAGAAGAUGUCAAUGAUGACUAUAACAAGGCGCCUACUCUGGGCGAUCACGCUGAUAUUGAAACUUCUACUACCGUUGAAAAUGCACUCGGUGAUCCUCAUGAAAUAUCUGAAGGGGUCUACAUUGAUCCACCGCCCCCUGUCCUACUCUCUGUCAGCACCGAGGACCACUUCGACUGGUUUUUGUUCAAUGAAUCUCCAGUUGCAAACACAUCCAGCCAAUCAGAUGGACAGUCCAAUCAAGCCGGUUUAGUAUUGCUUCAUCAUUUCCCAACGUUAUACUACGAGCCACUUUCAGCUGUCUUUGAUGCGCUACGCUUAGACGAAAAUAUUCAAUCAAUGUUCCACUUGUCAGAAAGUGAACUUAUCUUGGAUGCUGUUGAUUUACAAUUGACCCUUAGGGAGGAUAAUAUAUAUGCACGCGAAGUAUCCAUUCACGAUCUUAACGUUUUGCAUGACGUGUCUGGUAUACAUGGUCAACUGCGCAUGAGGUUAUCUGCAUCAACACCUCGGUUUUUAACACGUUAUCAAUACCUGCAGGAGCAUGUAAGUCAACUAAAUUUGGAGCCAGCCUCUGACAUGCCUUUGGCGGAAAUUGUGGAGAGUAAUAUUACAGAAGAAGCACCUGCUGAAGAAAAUCGGGAAGCUCAAGUCAAUGAAAACGCUGACGAGGAGCAGGUUGAAGAGGACAUUGAAACUCGUGCGGAAGACCAAUCAGAAGAAUUGGUUCAGACUAAAAAUAUGCAAGAUAAUGCACAGGAACAAGGUAAUCAGGACGACGGCCGCACCGAAGUAGACACCCAGACGCACACGACAGAAUCAUAUAACCCAGAGACAGAUCUUCCACCCCUUCCGGCAGAGGAUGAAGAAGAAGAUGGUGAAGUGGAAGAAAACACGUCACCAGUGCCUGAUCAUUAUGACAGCACCUUUGCAAUGGGUGGUACUUUGGACAUGUCACAACGGCCACCGGGUCUCGAAACGGAGGUUGAACAACCUCAUGAUUUCAACGCAAAUGCUAUUUCUCUGGAAGCUCUGGAGGGCCCGGUUACUAACAGUCAUGAAUCAGGUGACGGGGAAGAUGGAGUGCGAAGAAUUCAAGAACAGGAUGGAAAUCAGCUUGAUGGAGAGGGGGAAGAGGAAAAUUCGGUAGUGGCGGGAGAAGAUGAAGAUGGCGACGAUGAAGAUUAUCAAACCAUUGGUGAUAGCCAGGAACUAGAACAUCAAGGUCAUCUGGAGGGGGAGUAUGAAUAUCAGGAAAACGCAGAGGAAGAGUAUGCAGAGGAAGAGCCAGCAGCGGAUGACCACAAUGAAUAUUAUCAGGAAAGCGAUACAACACAUUUCGUCGAGGAUCACCUUGACUAUGUUGAGGAAGAAGAGGGGAGUGCUACCCUGCAAAUUCAGAGUGUUGAUGCGCCACUGGCUGGCUUCUCGGAGUUUGACAUUGUACAUCCAAACACUGACGAAAAUGGUGCUGACGAAUCAUCUGUUGGACCAGACUCCCAUCACGAGCAAGGUUCAACGGAAGAGACAUUAGAUGACGGUGUCGCGUACACCUCACAGCUAAAUACCUCGGAACGGGAUUGCAAUAACUCAGAAACAGAUCCGACAGAUCAAAUAAGUGCAAAACCGGAGACGAAGCCAGAAACAACCAGCUUAGAAGUAGGACAAGAUGGGCAACUUGAAAGUUUUUCUGUACUCGAGAAAGAAACUGAUUUGGAGUCAAUUCUUAACCCCAACGUCGAGGAGAGUUUUGCAUGGGAAGACGACUUCGACGGAGAUGGUGACCCUGAAACACCAUUGGAAGGCGACAAUGAGGAUGCACCAUCGCGUUCAAAUCACAGUUCAGUCACCCUGUCCAGCAAAGCGUCAAAACGAAGUUUUGAUGAUUUUGAAUUUGAGGAAGGAUACGAGGACAAUGAGGGUCAUUGGUCACCACCACCAAGUUCUCCUGACCCGAAACGUACUCGGACCCACUGA